UCGUGUCUCUGCAAAAUUAGGGUUUUUGCCUCUCUCGCUUAUCGCCGCUAAUCUCUUACCUCCGGUUGCCGCGUCUCCGUCAGCCUCCUUCUACAGAAUGGAUUCUCAGAUUAAGCACGCAGUGGUGGUUAAGGUCAUGGGUAGGACUGGUUCAAGGGGUCAGGUCACUCAGGUUCGAGUGAAGUUUACCGACUCUGAUCGCUACAUCAUGAGGAAUGUUAAAGGACCGGUGAGGGAAGGUGAUAUCCUCACCUUGCUCGAGUCUGAGAGAGAAGCCAGAAGACUCCGUUGAUGCGUCUCUUCUUCCUACUCCACAAUGCGGAAACAAGAAAACAUUUGGUUAUUUCUCUUUUGCUUUCUUUGAUUGGAUUAGUGGAUUAUGCUUUUGAGUCUUAAUUUUGUUGUUGCUUUAAGACAAUUGCUGGAUUGAUAAGUAUGUUAUUGUUCUUUGGAAUUCGAAAUCUCUUAUCCCUUUCUAUAUUGUUCAUCAAGAAUUUGCUCUAUUCUCCAUCUUGUUCUACAUGAACCAAGAAUCACAACUUCCAAAUAAAGGGAAAUUGUUUCU
Arabidopsis arenosa is the source of this 565-nucleotide messenger RNA. NCBI's taxonomy places the organism in Eukaryota, Viridiplantae, Streptophyta, Magnoliopsida, Brassicales, Brassicaceae. The record is from the annotation of a GenBank genome assembly.